UCCAAAUAUGACCAACGCCAAGGUGUUUUGCCUCUCAGUGGCAACCCUUGGUACCUGCACGACGGCAACGACCGACAGCAACAACCCCGCCCACGCGACAUGCAGCACCGAGAAACUCGCGACAAAGCCGAGAGAGGUUGAGCACAAGACGACGAGCAUCACGGACGCUGCCGCGAGCGGACACCUAGCGUCCCAGGUUCGACUCGGUGCCCAACUCGUGCAGGCGCCGGGAAGACACGACGAAGGCUACCAGUGGACGCUUCUCGCAGCGCAGCGCGGCGCCGCCGAGGCGCAACUUUUACUGGCCACGCUCCUCGCGCUCGGCCACGGCUGCAGUCGUGACAAAUCGAUGGCGCUGCGCUGGCUCAAGCGAGCGCGUCUCCACAGCGGCAACCAGAUCUCGGACGAGGACGUGGCGGGCGCCAAGCAUAUGCUUGCGAUCGGUGAAAAGAUAUGCGCCCUGGAACGGCUGCAAAAGUGGUCGACGGGGACGCUCUCGGUCUCGGGUCGUGUCCAGAGGUUCCAGUCGCAUGACGAUGAUGAUGACGACGCGUCAUCGCAAUCCUUUGGCGACGUUUUCACCGAGAUGGUUGCGCAAAGCAAAAAUGGGUCGUCGGUGGCCCGCGACUUUGUCCAAGGCUACACGACGCUCAAGGCGGGUGUUCACUGGCUCGAGGCUGGCGAUAUCACCCGCGGGAUCGCGACCGUGCGCCAGGCCCAUCGAUUGUGGCAUCCGCUGGAUGUGCCGCGGGAGGUGGCCGUGCGCGUGCAGCAAGCGGCGCGGCGCGUCCUGAUCGCCGACCCCUCGGACGCCAAUGCACUGUAUGUCGAGGGUGUUUACGGCUUUAAGGCCACACCGGCACUCUAUUGGCUCCAUUGCACGACGCUGCACCCAACAGACGCCGCCUUCCAUCACGCGCUCGGCGCUGUCUAUGCGUCUGCGGGCCAGUACGAGAGUGCGCUGCGAUCUUUCACAAAGGCCAUCGCUGUCGCGGCAAGUGCCACCGCCAACGAGACGCUUACGUGGUGCUACGAGCGUGCAGCGUGCCUUCGAAAGCUACUCGGGACAGGCCUCGCGUCGGUGGCCUCCGCUGUCGCGGCCUAUGAGAGUUACGUCCGCGCUGCGCCGCGCGACCACCGCAAGGUGCCUGAGGCAUGGUACGCACUCGGUCUUUUGUACGCGGCCGCGGGACGCACGGAGGAUGUGCGCCAUGCGUUCGGGCAAGGCGUCGCCACCGAGGCGUGCCGGCUGCGCUGUCUGCCGCCACUCAACUUUUCGACCAAACAGCGUGUGGCCAAGUAUCUUUUGCACGCGCCCGACGCUCGGCGUCGGCCAACGUCGUCGUCGGGUGGCGCGGUGCACGGAAACGCAUCGCCGCCCAUUGCGCUGGACGUGCUUCGCCGCAUGCACCGACUCCCUCUCUAGACGCCAAUUCUCGAGUUCAUUUGUGGCUUUCUAUCCAUCCCAAAACGAUAUCGUUCGUCCAUGA
Messenger RNA from Saprolegnia diclina VS20, 1490 nucleotides. RefSeq lists its product as hypothetical. The transcript has a single exon. Lineage: Eukaryota; Oomycota; Saprolegniomycetes; Saprolegniales; Saprolegniaceae. Bases 8 to 1426 code for a protein of 472 amino acids. Gene Ontology annotation, molecular function: protein binding. The record is from RefSeq and is a predicted model, not a curated record.